This is a messenger RNA of Zalophus californianus (California sea lion), 824 nucleotides long. It is a transcript of the gene MAGOHB, whose product is annotated as mago homolog B, exon junction complex subunit. Gene Ontology annotation, cellular component: exon-exon junction complex; nucleus; catalytic step 2 spliceosome. The record is from RefSeq and is a predicted model, not a curated record. NCBI's taxonomy places the organism in Eukaryota, Metazoa, Chordata, Mammalia, Carnivora, Otariidae. Gene Ontology annotation, biological process: RNA splicing. Bases 239 to 547 code for a protein of 102 amino acids. The transcript is spliced from 5 exons.
GCAGCUUAGCUCGGUGCGCGGCUAGGGUAAGCGGGGUGGAGAGGACGCGGAGGAGGCGGAGUGGGGUGAUUCCGCUUCAGUGGGCUUGCAAGUAUAUAUUGGGGACUGAGGUCACUGCUGGAGUCGAAGUAAAUCCGAACCGAAGACUAUCAGAAGCACAAAGUGGAUCUGUGAAUAAAAGAAAAUUAAUGGGUGAAAGCUUAGAUAUGCCAACAACAGCAAUUACAAAAAUGAUGUCAUGAUCAGAAAGGAGGCUUACGUGCACAAGAGUGUAAUGGAGGAACUGAAGAGGAUUAUUGACGACAGUGAAAUUACAAAAGAAGAUGAUGCGUUGUGGCCUCCCCCUGACAGAGUUGGCCGACAGGAGCUUGAAAUUGUAAUUGGAGAUGAACAUAUUUCUUUUACAACAUCGAAAAUAGGUUCUCUUAUUGAUGUAAAUCAGUCAAAGGAUCCUGAAGGCCUUCGAGUAUUUUACUAUUUGGUACAGGACCUGAAAUGUUUAGUUUUUAGUCUUAUUGGAUUACAUUUCAAGAUUAAACCAAUCUAAAUUAUAUGUUUUUGAAGCUGUUUUUAUAUUUAAUUAAGGGAUGGGUUUGUCAUUUACACUAUUGGGAUUUUUAUAAAUGUGAAGUUUUUUUUUUUUGUAUGCCAACUAAAAAUAAGGAAAUACAUAAGCAGGCUUACUGAUUAUUCUCACUUGGGUCCAAGUGGUCUGGACAGUCCUCAUGCAUGAAAUAUGUAAAUAAAAGCAAUCGUUUGUUGAGAGUUUGCUCUAAUAAAACAUAUCAAAGCCUGGAUGGAGAGUGGGUUUUUUGUUUUUGUUC